Messenger RNA from Talaromyces rugulosus, 840 nucleotides. RefSeq lists its product as uncharacterized. The transcript is spliced from 3 exons. Lineage: Eukaryota; Fungi; Ascomycota; Eurotiomycetes; Eurotiales; Trichocomaceae. Bases 1 to 840 code for a protein of 279 amino acids. The record is from RefSeq and is a predicted model, not a curated record.
AUGCGUUCGCACAUGUUAUUUAACCUGCUCUGCAGCGUGCUCCUGCUCGCUCAGGUAGCAUGGUCGUGGCCCGAUUUCGUCGACGAUGUUUUCAAACGAGAUGAUGCAUCGACUGGCACGGACGUAUCGACGACAGCCUCGGACGCGACCUCGAAUCCAACUGUUACCGCGACCGACUCGGGAUCAGGCACAAAUACUGGCACGGACACUGCAAAGGAGACAGGCACCACUGGUACUGGUACUAGUACUGGCACCGGCACCAAAACUGGCACCAAAACCGAUACCAAAACCACAUCCAAGGUCACCUCGGUCGACCCUCGUCUCCCCGCCGGAGGAGCAUCCAUGACCAACCCCGAGUCGACUUCAACCACAUACUACAAGAUCGGCCAGAACGUGACUUUUGGCUGGAACUACACAUCGGUGGAGAUCACGCCCACUGCAGUCGAUGUCAUUGCAGCAUGCAGCUCGAACAGCGCUACUUACACGCUCGCCAAAAACUUGAGCUAUGCGACCAGCUCGGUCAUCUGGAACACCAAUGAUGACAACGAGACUGCCACGAACCCUUUACUUACCGCAUACUACACCCUGAUCAUCUACGAAGCCGGCACGUCGCCUACCGACGUUGCUAGUGCCGGUGCCCUGGGCCCUGCGACGUUUUCUUUCGGGAUGUACGUUACCCAGGCUCCAACUCCCCUAGGUGAAUAUGUUUGCGUGACUUGCAAUGCCGCAACCUCGAAUAUGGAGCGCCAAACCCUCGGCUUCGUGUUUACCAUGAUCGCCAUCACCGUCGUCUCGUUUACCCUCUUUGCGGGCGGAGUUGGAGUUUUCUCAUGGCUUUAG